Patiria miniata (bat star) is the source of this 602-nucleotide messenger RNA. RefSeq lists its product as uncharacterized. The record is from RefSeq and is a predicted model, not a curated record. Lineage: Eukaryota; Metazoa; Echinodermata; Asteroidea; Valvatida; Asterinidae. The coding region runs from base 8 to 376 and encodes 122 amino acids. The transcript has 3 exons.
GGAGUUUAUGUGGAUGUGCUUAUGUAGUUCUUUAAUCUUCUUUCAUUACACGAUAGAGUUAGUUUCUGGUGGCCGGCUGACGAGGGAGAAUUUAAGCAUGGAGCCGAAAUCGGAAAGUUCUGCAGUGGAAGACAACGAACUUGCUGCCUUCAAGAAAGCUGCAGUGAAAGCUGUUCAAGAACAUGCAGAGCUCAAAAAGAACUUGACAAGUUGCGGCGGAAGUUCCAAGAGAGUGAGAAAGUUCGCAGAGCUCUUGAAAAGAGAGUUCACAGUUCCGAGCAGGAACUGUCACGCCUCAGUAUCGUUUCAGAAGCAGCUUAUGACGAGUUUUCCCAUCUUCACAUCCAAUACGAGGUGGAGCAAAAAUGCAGGCUGACUGCAGAGACGUACGCCACCAAGGUAUUGUGGAACAGUUGGCAUUUUGUUCUAAUAUUACUCUCACGAUUUUGGGGCCAAAACAAUGUGGCUGAAUUGCAGCACUGGAAUUUGCAGAGUGCGAGAAAGACGGCAAACGUGCAUUCUGCUAAAAAAAAAUAAAAAAAUAAAAAACCGAUUGCCAAGUUAGGUGAUCAGUUUUUAAACAACGCCUGAAUAAAUCCCGG